Musa acuminata AAA Group (dessert banana) is the source of this 1830-nucleotide messenger RNA. Its product is annotated as probable glycosyltransferase At5g25310. Lineage: Eukaryota; Viridiplantae; Streptophyta; Magnoliopsida; Zingiberales; Musaceae. The coding region runs from base 21 to 1682 and encodes 553 amino acids. The transcript has 4 exons. The record is from RefSeq and is a predicted model, not a curated record. Gene Ontology annotation, molecular function: glycosyltransferase activity.
GCCUCCCACUUCUUCUCUUCAUGGAGGAGGCUAGGAAUCUCCAUAUUCCUGCAAGCAAAGAAUCAGCAACCAGUGAAUCUUCCUCACCUAAAGCCUUACUUAUUCUUCGUCCUCCCCUGCUCUAUUCCUCACAGAACCCUUUCCGCGUUCUUUCUGGCACUCUCAGUCGAGGGAUGGAAUGCCGCGGCCAUGGCUACUGGAGCCAUGCCCUCCUCGUCACCCUCGUCUCCUCCGCUGUCAUUCUCCUCCUCUUUGCCUUCAACCACUGUUCGAGUCCGAUCAGUAUGCCUGCCCCCUCAGCCUCGGCUGCCACUGUCGAGCUGCUACGCCUCGCCGACUCUAUGCUCCUUUCGCCGCCGGCCAUGCCGAUCGCUAGAUCUUCGCAAAACCUAGCCUCUAAUGCCAGUCUUCUCGACGAUCAUACCGUUCAUUCUGAAGGAACUCACCGUCAGAAGCAGAAGAACGAGAAGAAGAAGAAAAAGAGCGAUGGCGAUGAUGGCACGGUGGAAGAGGAACUGGCCAUGGCACGGGCGGCGAUCAGAAGAGCUGCAUCCCGACGAGCAAACGCCUCCUCGGUUCCUGCUCACGGGGAAGACGUGCCUCUACUAUCUACCAUCUACCGGAACCCCACAGCAUUCUUCCGGAGCUACACGGAGAUGGAGAGGAGGUUCAGAGUGUAUGUCUACGAAGAGGGGGAGCCGCCGCUGGUGCACGAGGGGCCAUGCAAGAACAUCUACACCACCGAGGGGAGGUUCAUAGAGGAAAUGGAGAUCACCCGCCCGGACUCCGGCGGCAGACGACGGCUAAGGACAUGGGAUCCGGCGCGAGCUCAUGCGUUCUUCCUCCCCUUCAGCGUCACCAACAUGGUCCACUUCAUCCACCGCCCGUCGCCGUACGACCACACCACGUUCAAACGAUUCGUCGCCGACUACGUCGACGUCAUCGCGUCGAAGCAUCCCUUCUGGAAUCGCUCCGCCGGGGCCGAUCACUUCAUGCUCUCCUGCCAUGACUGGGGUCCUCAUGCAUCAAGAUCCAAUCCUAACCUCUACGAGAACUCCAUCCGAGCCCUUUGCAACGCCAACACCUCCGAAGGCUUCGAUCCACGGAAGGACGUCAGCAUCCCGGAGAUCAACCUAUACACCGGUCACGUCCCCCGCCAGCUCCUGUCCCCUCGGCUCCCCGGCCUCGCUUCCCGCCCCUACCUCGCCUUCUUCGCCGGCGGCCUUCACGGCCCCAUCCGCCACCUCCUCCUCCGCCACUGGAAGGGCCGCGACGCCGGCCUCCCAGUUCACGAGUACCUCCCCCAUGGCCUCGACUACUACUCCUUCAUGCUCAGGUCCCGCUUCUGCCUCUGCCCGAGCGGGUACGAGGUGGCGAGCCCCAGGGUGGUGGAGGCCAUCUACGCCGAGUGCGUGCCGGUGAUCAUAUCGAAGAGCUACGUGCUGCCGUUCAGCGAUGUGCUGAGGUGGGAAUCGUUCUCGGUGUCGGUCGCGGUGGAGGACAUACCGAGGCUGAAGCAAGUCCUGGAAGGCGUAUCGAUGGCGGAGCUGAGUAGGCUGAGGGAUGGGGUGAAGGCAGUGAAGCGCCACUUCAUGUUGAACCAACCAGCUAAGAGGUUUGAUGUGUUCCAUAUGAUCCUGCACUCGGUGUGGCUGAGGAGGCUCAACAUAAAGCUGGUGUGAGAGCUUUGGAGCUUUCCGGCUGAAUCAAGAUCUUCCUCUUUUUCUUCCUAAUGCCAGUUUUGCUGCUGCUGUUAAUUUUCGCUUGCUCGGUAGAUCAAGAAAGAUGAGGUCUGUAAUAUGUUUUGGUUAGUAUGUGCAAAUAUGCAAU